AUGCUUUACACUUUCAUUAAAAGCAGAGUUUUCAAAAAGAGCUCUCCCAAUGGAAAGAUCACUGUUUACUUAGGAAAGCGUGAUUUCGUUGAUCACUUGACACACGUCGACCCGAUCGAUGGUGUCGUUCUCAUUGAUCCCGACUAUAUAAAAAACCGAAAGGUCUACGGACAUGUGCUAGCCGCAUUUCGCUAUGGCCGCGAAGACUUGGACGUCCUGGGCCUCACCUUUCGCAAGGAUCUCUUUCUCUCGAAUGAACAAAUAUUCCCCAUAAAGGAGGACAACAACUCUCGCCAGCUGACCAGGCUACAGGAGCGGCUGAUCAAAAAGUUGGGUGCUAAUGCAUAUCCUUUUUACUUUGAGCUUCCGCCGCACUGUCCCGCCUCGGUGACGCUGCAACCGGCGCAGGGCGACACGGGCAAGCCGUGUGGAGUGGACUACGAACUGAAGGCGUACGUCGCCGAGACGCAGGAGGAGAAGCCGCACAAGCGAAACUCGGUCCGCCUGGCCAUUCGCAAGGUGGUCUACGCUCCGGGCAAACAGGGCGACCAGCCAUGUGUCGAGGUGAGCAAGGACUUUGUCAUGUCGCCCAACAAACUGCACCUCGAGGCAUCACUUGACAAAGAGGUGUACCACCACGGGGAGGAUAUAGUGGUGAAUGUGCACAUUGCCAACAACUCCAAUCGAACUGUUAAGAAGAUCAAAGUGUCCGUCCGCCAGUUCGCCGAUAUAUGUCUCUUCUCUACCGCACAGUACAAAUGCUCCGUGGCUGAAGUGGAGAGCGAAGACGGCUGCCCGGUGGGACCGGGAUUCACACUCUCUAAAGUGUACUACCUCAAGCCGAUGCUGGCGAACAACAAAGACAAGAGAGGACUAGCGCUGGACGGCCAGUUGAAGCAUGAAGACACAAAUCUGGCCUCCUCCACAGUGAUCAACGAGAACUUGCAGAAAGAAAACUUAGGUAUUAUUGUGCAGUACAAAGUCAAAGUAAAGCUUUGCUUGGGCCCCUUGGGCGGUGAUCUGGUCGCUGAACUGCCUUUUAUUUUAAUGCAUCCCAAACCCGAAGAGGUCAAGAUGAGCGACAAAACAGUAAGCACGUGCAAGCUACAAGAUUCAAGCAACGAUUCUCAGGUUCAAAGUUUAAUUCAACUCAG
Molecule: messenger RNA, 1154 nt
Organism: Rhagoletis zephyria (snowberry fruit fly)
Lineage: Eukaryota; Metazoa; Arthropoda; Insecta; Diptera; Tephritidae
Source: RefSeq, a predicted model, not a curated record